Emys orbicularis (European pond turtle) is the source of this 1872-nucleotide messenger RNA. Its product is annotated as zinc finger protein 271-like. Lineage: Eukaryota; Metazoa; Chordata; Testudines; Emydidae. The record is from RefSeq and is a predicted model, not a curated record. The transcript has 3 exons. The coding region runs from base 1 to 1872 and encodes 623 amino acids.
AUGAACACAGGUGAUGGGAUGGUGGGUGAGAACCAGGAAGAGAAUCCACAGCAGGAAGGUCCUGAGCAAGUGGAACCAUGUGGGACAGUAUCAGGAAGAUCCAAAGGGGAAGUUUCCUUGAGUCCUGAGCAAGAAGAAGGCCGUGAGACUCAGCGCAGGUCAGAGAGGCAGAAGAGCAACCAGCAAAGGAAGAGACAGGAUGAAUCCACUUGCCGAGCGAGAAGUUUGGAGGAUCCUAGUGAAAUCAUGGUCCAACAACGAGUCCAUAUGAAAGAGAAACUGUAUAACUGCCCCGAGUGUGGGAAAAGCUUCGCUCAGAUAUCAAACCUCCUGGUACAUCAGAGAAUCCACACAAGGGAGAGGCCCUAUAAAUGCCCUGACUGCGGGGAAAGCUUCACGCGGAACUCGGACAUUAUUUCCCAUCGCUCAGUCCACACAGGAGACAGGCCCUAUAGCUGCCUUGAGUGUGGAAAAUGCUUUGCUAAUUUCUCAUCCCUUAUUUCACAUAGACGAAUCCACACAGGGGAGAGACCCUAUACGUGCCCCGACUGCGGGAAGAGCUUCAAGCGGAGCUCAGACCUUAGUAAACAUCGGAGACUCCACACAGGAGAGACGCCCUAUAAAUGCCCUGAAUGUGGGAAAAGUUUCACUCAGAGCUCAAACCUGGUUUCGCACCAGAGAAUCCACACAGGAGAGACACCCUAUAAAUGCCCCGAGUGUGGGAAAAGCUUCAAACAAAGAUUCAGCCUCAUCGUACAUCAGAGAAUCCACAUCGGAGAGAGAUCCUAUAAAUGCCCUGACUGCGGGAAAAGGUUUAGUAACAGCUCCCAACUUAUUAGACAUCGACGAAUCCACACAGGAGAGAAGCCCUAUAACUGCUCUGAAUGUGGGAAAAGCUUCAGUCAGAGCUGGGGAGUCCUUAGACAUCAGAGAAUCCAUUCAGCAGAGACACCCUAUAAAUGUUCUGUCUGUGGGAAAAGCUACAAGGGGAAGGAUUCGCUGAAGUCACAUCAGAAAAUCCACAUUAAAAAGAAAUCGUAUAACUGCCCUGAGUGUGGGAAAAGCUUCACUCAGACAUCAAAUCUUAUUAUACAUGAGAGAAUCCACACAGGGCAGAGACCCUAUAAAUGCCUUGAGUGUGGGAAAAGCUUCAGACAGAAAUCAGACCUCAGUAAACAUCAGCGAAUCCACACGGGAGAGACCCCUUAUAAAUGCCCCGACUGCGGGAAAAGCUUUAAGCAAAGAUUCAGCCUCAUCGUACAUCACCGAAGUCACACUGGAGAGACCCCUUAUAAAUGCAAUGACUGCGGGAAAGGCUUCACCCAGAGCACCAACCUGGUUUCGCACCAGAGGAUCCACACGGGAGAGACACCCUAUAAAUGCGCCGACUGCGGGAAGAGCUUCAAGCAAAGAUUCAGCCUCAUCGUACACCAGAGAAACCACACUGGAGAGAGAGCCUAUAAAUGCGCCGACUGCGGGAAAAGCUUCAAGCAGAGCUCAGAGCUCAUUUCGCACCAGAGAAUCCAUGUCGGAGAGAGGCCCUUUAAAUGCACGGAGUGUGGGAAAAACUUCAGUCAGAGCUCGGGCCUGAUUAGACAUCGGAGAACCCACACGGGAGAGAAACCCUACAAGUGCAUCGAUUGUGGGAAAGGCUUCAGUCAGAGCUCAGGACUUAUUAGGCAUCGGAGAACCCACACGGGGCAGAAACCCUAUGACUGCCCUGAGUGCGGGAAAAGCUUCACUCAGAGCUCAGCCCUUAUUGUACAUCAGAGAGUCCACACAGGAGAGGCACCCUAUCGAUGUUCUGUCUGUGGGAAAAGCUACAAGGUGAAGGACUCCCUUAUUUCCCACCAGAAACUCCACACAGGAUAG